Messenger RNA from Mya arenaria, 1117 nucleotides. RefSeq lists its product as uncharacterized. Lineage: Eukaryota; Metazoa; Mollusca; Bivalvia; Myida; Myidae. The coding region runs from base 62 to 880 and encodes 272 amino acids. The transcript is spliced from 7 exons. The record is from RefSeq and is a predicted model, not a curated record. Gene Ontology annotation, cellular component: trans-Golgi network.
UGUAUACAGUGAUCACUGGGAUUUAUUUUAAUAUCUUCUAACACAGAACAAAACCUUAACAAUGGGAAUAAGAAAAGUUUCAAUUAUUUCUGCGCUUAACCGGAAGUUAUCACUUUGCACAUUAGUGCUACUAUUGCUGGCCGGAACUAGUUCCGGUCAGAAAGACUGCACAAUGCAGGACCAGUGCUCGUGCACAAUGACAGACGGGAGUGGGAUUGUGGACCUCACCAGUCUUGCCAGUAAAACGGACGGACAACCAACAUUUAAGGACGUUAUGGAACAAGAAGAGGGCUAUUACUAUUCGUAUUCGCCUUGUGGUUCAUUCUCAGAGGUGGAAUGCAAGCAAGCGACGGCAUGUGUAUUAGAUCAAAACAAAAAGCAGUCGCAACAGAUUGGGGACAGCGGGAGGGCAGCCUUCCAAUACGAUGCUGACGCUGGAAAUGUGGUGGUCGCCUACACCGCCGGAACUGGUGUUUUAAAACUGACCACUGUUGACCUUAUAUGUGACGAGAGUGCAUGUGACCCGACGUUUACACCGAAAGGGGAACAAGGAGCGGGCCAGUUUGAAAUGAUGUUGAAGACCGUCUGCGCAUGCCCAGGCAAAUGUGACAGCAAGGGGCCCACGGGAGAUUGUAAGGGAGGAUCGGGGGCCUCUGGGGGCCUCAGCGGCGGCAGCAUUUUAUUGAUCAUAGUAUUUGGAGUACUUGUUUCGUACCUGAUUGGAGGAAUAUUGUUUAUGAAGUUUGUCAAAAAGGCAGAGGGUUCGGAGGCGAUACCAAACAAAGGUUUUUGGGCGUCUAUACCACGAAAUGUGGUGAAUGGUUGCAAGUUUACGGUUAGCAAGAUUCGACGGAAAGAUGUUACAUAUGAUCAGAUCUGAUGUGAACUAAGCUAUUUUGUAUGUGAAAAUGUGAAUAGUUAUGCGAUGAAUAUGAAUUCAAAUGUGAAAACCAACUUCAAUGUGGAUGUUCAAUAGUUAUGAGUUUAGAAUGAGAUUUUUCGUAGGCCAAGGCAACAAACAUUGUUUAAAAUAUGAAAUAUGCACACGUUUUUAAUUCCUAACUACAUGCUGCCUGUUGCUAUGAACAAUAGUUUAUGACAAAAAUGUUGUUCCUGA